Tinamus guttatus (white-throated tinamou) is the source of this 846-nucleotide messenger RNA. The record is from RefSeq and is a predicted model, not a curated record. Lineage: Eukaryota; Metazoa; Chordata; Aves; Tinamiformes; Tinamidae.
CCCGAGCGGUAAGAAGUUCCGGAGCAAGCCCCAGCUGGCACGCUACCUGGGCGGCUCCAUGGAGCUCAGCACCUUCGACUUCCGCACGGGGAAGAUGCUGAUGAGUAAAAUGAACAAGAACAGACAGAGGAUGCGCUACGACUGCUCGAACCAAGCCAAAGGCAAACCUGAUCUGAAUACUGCGCUCCCUGUCAGGCAGACGGCCUCCAUAUUCAAACAGCCCGUCACGAAGAUCACAAACCAUCCCAGCAACAAGGUGAAGAGCGACCCGCAGAAAGCCGUGGAUCAGCCCCGGCAGCUCUUCUGGGAGAAGAAGCUAAGCGGCCUGAACGCUUUCGACAUUGCAGAAGAGCUGGUGAAAACCAUGGACCUUCCCAAAGGUUUGCAAGGGGUUGGCCCUGGUUGCACGGAUGAGACCCUCCUGUCUGCCAUCGCCAGUGCUCUGCACACCAGCACCAUGCCCAUCACCGGGCAGCUCUCUGCCGCCGUGGAGAAGAAUCCUGGAGUCUGGCUCAACACCUCCCAGCCGCUUUGCAAAGCAUUUAUGGUGACAGAUGAAGAUAUUAGGAAGCAGGAGGAGCUGGUGCAGCAGGUGCGCAAGAGGCUGGAGGAGGCCCUCAUGGCUGACAUGCUGGCCCACGUGGAGGAGAUCGCCAGGGACGGGGAGGCCCCGUCCGAGAGGGAAGCAGCUGAGGAAGAAGGCGAAGAGGAGGAGGAGGAGGAGGAGCAGGACCAUGACCAGGAGAUGGAGAAUGUAUAGUCCAGGGAGUUCCAUCUAAGAAUUCCCAGUACAAACCCUCUCAGCAGGGUCAGCACAACAAUUUACAAAGCCAAGAGUGUCUGCGG